AAAUGAUACAAAGACGUAUAGCACUUCAAGAAGUCAUCAAGACAUCAUGAAGUUCCUACAAGUAGCUCUGUUUUGCGCACUCGCCGUGGCGGCGACUGCUCAUAUUAUACAUCUACACCACCCACACCACCAUAAGGAUAUCAAGGUCAACUUGAUCACAAAAAUCGGAUUGCAGUCCUGCAGUACCGACUCUGAUUGUGGAGAACUGUGCCAUUGUAUCAACCAAGAGUGCCAAUGUUUUGUUGGUGGAGAGCACGAUCUGACGCAAGAUGUGAAACAAGAUAACCAACAUCUGCACCAAGAUGUGAAGCAAGAUAACCAACAUCUGCACCAAGACGUGUCGCAAGAUAACCAACACCUGCACCAAGACGUAUCACAAGAUAACAAAAGUGUGAAGCAAGACAACAAGAGUCUGAAUCAAGACAACAAGAGUCUGAAUCAAGACAACAAGAGUCUGAAUCAAGAAACGCCACCACCAGAUCAAACGAAACGUAGCAAGCGAUCUGUGAGUCAAAACGACAAAAACUUGAAACAAGAUAACCAACAUCUGAAGCAAGAUGUGUCUCAAGAUAACAAAAGUGUGAAGCAAGAUGUGACACAAGAUAACAAAAGCCUGAAACAAGACAACAAGAGCCUGAAACAAGACAACAAGAGCCUGAAACAAGACAACAAGAGCCUGAAACAAGACAACAAGAGCCUGAAACAAGACAACAAGAGCUUUAAACAAGACAACAAGAGUCUUAAACAAGACAACAAGAGUCUGAAUCAAAAGGAACCACCAGAAGUACAAAAGAAACAUAGCAAGCGAUCUGUGAAUCAAAACGACAAAGAUAUCAAGCAAGAUAUCAAGCAAGACGUAUCACAAGAUAACAAAAGCGUGAAGCAAGACAACAAGAGUCUGAAUCAAGAAGUACCACCACCAGAUCAAAAGACACGUAGCAAGCGAUCUGUGAGUCAAAACGACAAAGACUUGUCACAAGAUAACCAACAUCUGAACCAAGAUGUGUCUCAAGAUAACAAAAGUGUGAAACAAGACAACAAAAGUGUGAAGCAAGACAACAAAAGUGUGAAGCAAGACAACAAGAGUCUGAAUCAAGAAGUGCCACCACCAGAUCAAAAGACACGUAGCAAGCGAUCUGUGAGUCAAAACGACAAAGACUUGUCACAAGAUAACCAACACCUGAACCAAGAUGUGUCUCAAGAUAACAAAAGUGUGAAACAAGACAACAAAAGUGUGAAGCAAGACAACAAGAGCCUGAAUCAAGAUAACAAGAGCCUGAAUCAAGACAACAAGAGUCUGAAUCAAGACAACAAGAGUCUGAAACAAGACAACAAGAGUCUCAAUCAAGACAAUAAGAGUCUGAAUCAAGAUGUGUCACAGGAUAACAAAAGUGUGAAGCAAGACAACAAGACGCGUUAAUAACAAGAUAGUUCAUGACAAGUACAAGAUGACAAAAAAAUGACACUGUUCAAUAUUACUGCGUGAAAUAACAUUCAAUUAAAUGGUUUCCUUUAAA
Spodoptera frugiperda (fall armyworm) is the source of this 1517-nucleotide messenger RNA. Its product is annotated as probable elastin-binding protein EbpS. NCBI's taxonomy places the organism in Eukaryota, Metazoa, Arthropoda, Insecta, Lepidoptera, Noctuidae. The transcript is spliced from 2 exons. The coding region runs from base 47 to 1420 and encodes 457 amino acids. The record is from RefSeq and is a predicted model, not a curated record.